AUGGCUGAGGGCAAACCUCCAUGGACAGAGCAAAUCCAUCUGCCCAGAGUAAACUCCAAGGUCGGGGCUCACAGCCUCUCUCACUGGCUCGUGGGGCGCUGCGUGCAGAGGCCUCACACCUGGCACCUGACGUCAGAGUUCCUCUUGCAAAAUGGCUGCCCCGACACCUCACCUGGGCGGGCCGUGUGCAGAGACCGUGCCCACCACCCCGCAAUCCGGAUUGGGGGCGGCGGACCGUUUGCAGAAGCGCUGUGCCCGGCACUGCCGUCUAGAGCCCGGAUCUGCACACCCGGGCCUGCCUCGCGAGAACCGCGCCCCCCCCACGAGAUUCCCGUGCAGCAGCCUGUCCGCGCACCAGGACCCACGCCUGUCCGCAAGAGCGCGUGCUCCCAGCAGGAGCCUGCCUCUCUCCAAUCUGCGAUGAAAGAAAACAUUUUUACCCUUUGCUUCUCAACUCAACUCUGUCUCGUUCCGCUGCCUCAAAGAACACGGGACAGGAGGACCCUCGUUGGAGAGCAACUCGAAAGGUUAGGUGACAUUAAUCAUCAGUCCUCAGAAUCAAACCAGUCUGGGGUCUUUGUGCUUUUCAGCAAGUAA
Rangifer tarandus platyrhynchus (Svalbard reindeer) is the source of this 597-nucleotide messenger RNA. NCBI's taxonomy places the organism in Eukaryota, Metazoa, Chordata, Mammalia, Artiodactyla, Cervidae. The record is from the annotation of a GenBank genome assembly.